AUGAAGGUGCACGCUGCCGUAGCGGCAGCACUGGUGCUGCUUCUUGUGGCGACCGGCGCGUACGGAGCUGGCAUGCUGCAGGUGCAGGACAACCCAGCGCGCAGCGUAAAGGACUUGAGCGGCAUCUGGCGCUUCAAGCGGUGGUGGUUGAGACCACUGGCGGCUCCCCUGUUGCACAUGCCCGUCCCCGCCUCCUACAACGACAUCACCCAAGACAACGAGCUGCGCAGGCACAUCGGAUGGGUUUGGUACGAGCGCGAUUUCUUCGUGCCUCACACCUGGGUCAGCACUGGCCAGCGCAUCGUGCUGCGCUUCGAGAGCGUGAGCUACGCGGCGUCCGUGUGGGUCGACGGCACUGCUGUCGUCAGCCACGCCGGCGGCCAUCUGCCGUUUGAGGCGGACAUUACCCAGCUCGUGAAGGGAACCGCACGCAGCCGCCUGACCGUGGCGGUGAACAACACCCUCACGCCCUUCACCCUUCCUCCCGGCAACGUGCGGGUCGAGCACGGUCCGCGCUACCCCAAGGGCUACACCGUGCAGGAAACCCACUUCGACUUCUUCAACUACGCCGGCAUCGAUCGCGAGGUGUAUCUGUACACCACGCCCAGCCAGUGGAUCGAUGACAUCACCCUCACCUACGACAUUCAGCUGAACGGCGACGCGAGCGUCAACUAUGAGUACGCUCUCACCCUGUGGCAGCCCGGCAAGCCGUACCUCUACACCCUGGAGGUCACCGCCGAUGAUGAUGUCUACCACCUGCGCAGCGUGGGCAUCCGCACGAUCAAGGUCUCCGGCACGCAGUUCCUCAUCAACGGAAAGCAGUUCUACUUCCACGGCGUCGACAAGCACGAAGACUCCGAUAUCCGAGGCAAGGGAGUGGACGACGUCAUCGUGGUGAAGGACUACAACAUGCUGCAGUGGCUCAAUGUCUCGGCCUACCGCACGAGCCACUACCCUUACGCGCCCCAGUUCUACGAUAUGGCCGAUGAGCGCGGAAUUGUCAUCAUAGACGAGUGCCCCGCAGUCGGACUUGCCAAAGCUUUGUACUUCAACCCGACCACCCUGGUGCACCACAAGCAGGUGAUGUACGAAAUGAUCCGCAGGGACAAGAAUCACCCCAGCGUGGUGAUGUGGAACGUCGCGAACAAGCUGCGCUCGGAUAUGCACGUGGCCUACAACUCUUGGAUGUAG
This is a messenger RNA of Acanthamoeba castellanii str. Neff, 1191 nucleotides long. Its product is annotated as glucuronidase, beta, putative. Gene Ontology annotation, molecular function: carbohydrate binding; beta-glucuronidase activity. Bases 1 to 1191 code for a protein of 396 amino acids. Lineage: Eukaryota; Discosea; Longamoebia; Acanthamoebidae. The record is from RefSeq and is a predicted model, not a curated record. The transcript is spliced from 12 exons. Gene Ontology annotation, biological process: carbohydrate metabolic process; glucuronoside catabolic process.